Molecule: messenger RNA, 2584 nt
Organism: Betta splendens (Siamese fighting fish)
Lineage: Eukaryota; Metazoa; Chordata; Actinopteri; Anabantiformes; Osphronemidae
Gene: pus7l
Product: pseudouridine synthase 7 like
Exons: 10
Coding region: 270-2288 (672 amino acids)
Biological process (GO): pseudouridine synthesis
Cellular component (GO): nucleus
Molecular function (GO): pseudouridine synthase activity; RNA binding
Source: RefSeq, a predicted model, not a curated record
AAACAAUCCACUGUGUUUACCUCGCGUUACUAGGUUCACGAGGUAAACGCACCCUGUCCCUUUAAGAAAAGCGUCACGUGACGUAAACACGUGGUGCGGAAGUAACGGAACCGAUAGUAGCGCGCAGGUUUGUUGAGUAAAUAAACAGCUUACACUCCGUUAUAAGAUAUGUAUUCCCAUUUAAUAACAGCAAUGUUCAUUAUGUGUCUUCUUAUAGCGGGUGAAACACUCCGUCAGUAAAGUCAGUUCAUCAUUUGGAUGAAGUGACCAUGAAGCAGGACAGUGAUGCUAAGGAUAUCCCUGCGUGCUUCAUAUCAAGCCACGAAGGCUUUUGUGGAACCAUAAAAAGCUUUAUCAAAGACUUUGUGGUGACUGAGAUAGAUAUUUAUGGACAGCAGGUUAAUACAGCUCCAGGCUGCGCCUCUGCUUAUAAAAAUGAUGAAACAAAUGCAGAGUGUAUGGAGAAUAGUCUCCCAUCAGUAACACAGGGUACUGGUGUAUCAUCUGAUUAUGGGGAGGAUGCCGCUCUGCACAGUCCGGAGAGCUUUGAUUUAAGUGUGAUUUUAGGGCAGGCAGUCAGCGAUGAGCUUGAGCAUUUUGUGUUGACUCUCAAAGAUGAAAAUCCAACCAAGCAGGAAUUCUCCCUCGGGUCCUUUACUGACAAACACCACAGAGCUAAUGUCCACCGAGCCGUCCGACACCGAUUCCCCUUCCUCAUGACUGUGACCAUUCAGCCAGAAAUCAGGGUGAGGGAAGACCCGGACUACAGAGAGCUCUCCCAGCUGGUCACGGAGGACGAAGCGGAGGACUUCUUCAGGUUCAUAGAUGCCAAAGUGCAGGGCUCAUCCUACACGUUCGGACCUGACGACAACAAGGAGCACAGGACAGCUGUCCACCACUUCCUGAGCCGAAGGUUUGGCAAACUGGUGGAAACAAAAAGCUUCAGUGACCAGGGGAGGACGGCAAUCUCUGUAAGACUUAGAGAGAGAGGGAGACCGAAAAAGAGAACAGCUGAGGAGCGAAAGGAGGAAGAUGUCUACACUGCAUUCACUCUGUGCAAGGAGAACCUGGAGACUCUGGAAGCCAUCAGCUACAUGGCAGCAGCUCUUGGGGUCCUACCAUCAGAUUUCACCUAUGCUGGAAUCAAAGAUAAGAGAGCCAUCACCUACCAGUCCAUGGUGGUCAAGAAAGUCUCACCUAAAUGGUUGAAAGAAAAGACUGCAGAGUUCAAGAAAAGAGGGAUGCAUCUGUCUCAGAUCCGCUCUGUCAGUGAGCCUCUCAGGCUUGGCCGUCUGCAGGGGAACCACUUUGACCUGGUGGUGCGGGACCUGAAACCACACUCUGCUGCAGAUGCACAGCUAUCUGCUGCAGACACACACGUCCGCCUGGCAGCGCUGGUGGAGGAAGCGAUGGAGAACGUCAAGUCCAGGGGUUUUGUGAACUACUAUGGGCCCCAGAGGUUUGGGAGUGGACAGAGCGUUCAGGCUGACCGAGUAGGACUGGCUUUACUCAAAGAAGACAUGGUGAAUGCUUUGAAUCUCUUUUUCACUCCAGAAGAGGGUGAUGAUCCUCAGAGCCACGCAAAGAGACACUUCCUCCACACAAAUAAUGCCAAGGAGUCUUUGGCGCUGAUGCCAUUUUCCAAGGCCAGGGAGCGCUUGAUGCUGCGAGCCCUGAACCGUUAUGGUACGGGUCCGGACGGGUGUGCCCAGGCCUGGCUCAGCCUGCCCCACAGUACGAGAAUCUUCUACCCACACGCCUACUGCAGCAGAGUGUGGAACGAGGCAGUGGCUCACAGGUUAUCCACUCUGGGUCACAGCGCCAGGCAAGGCGACUUGGUGUGGAAACAGGAGGGGAACAGCAGCUCAGCUCAGGUGAGCGCCACUAAUGAGAUCCAUGUGGUGACGGAGCAGGAAGAAAAACAGGGAGUCUAUGCACUAGGACAAGUGUUACUGCCAAUGCCAGGAAACACAGUUAAGUAUCCAGAAAACACCAUGGGACCUUGGUAUCAGGAGAGAUUGGGAAGAGACGGACUGAAUGACUGUCGCUUCAGAGUCAGCAGCCUGAAACUGAAUCUGCCUGGCUGCUACCGCCCCCUGCUGGCAUCUCCACGCGACAUGCGCUACGAACUCCAGGGAGCGACCACCAUGGAGGGAGGAGAAGGAGGAGGAGGAGCUGUGAAAGGAGCAAAUAAAAUAGACUCUCUUACCCUGACCUUGGGCUUCGACCUGGACUCCUCUUGCUAUGCUACCAUCUGCCUCAGAGAGAUUAUGAAGUGUGAACCGUAGGCGUCAGGAGACAUCGCUCCAGCUAAAUGUGUGGACUGCAGGCAGCUUUUUGUAACCCACCAACACCACCACCUUUUGUACCUUCAUUGACUGUGAUGCAGUAUGAGUAGCACUUUAGGUUGUUGUUGAAGUACUGAGCAGAACACUGUAUAUAUAGAGAGAGGAGGGACAGUUGAUGUAUAAUUGAGACAACCUCUGAAACAAGUCGUCAGGUGUCGACGAAACUAAACGUUAAAAGCAUGGAAACAGUCUGUGUCUUAUGUGCCAUGAAUAAAAGUUUGAUUAUAGGAAAUCUA